AUGACUGAACUACUAGUUAUCAGUGGACCAUCAGGGAGUGGAAAGAGCACCCUCCUUCAAAAGCUGUUUGCCAAAUAUCCAAAGGCUUUUGGUUUCUCCGUCUCUCACACAACACGCAAACCCCGUCCAGGCGAAGAAAACGGAAAAGCCUACCACUUUGUCACCCGGGACGAAUUCAACGACCUCAUCACCUCCUCCACAUUCAUCGAACACGCCGAAUUCUCAUCAAACCUAUACGGAACAUCCAAAAACGCAGUCCAAACCGUCAUCGCCAAUGGCCAGAUAUGUGUCCUGGAUGUAGACAUGCAAGGUGUUAAAUCCAUCAAAAGCGCUUCCAUACCUGCGAAAUUCAUGUUUAUAUCGCCACCGUCACUUGAAGCAUUGGAGCAGAGGUUACGUAGUAGGAAUACAGAGACCGAAGAGUCGUUAGCAAAGAGGUUGGGUGCUGCUGGUGCUGAGAUGGAGUAUUCGAAAGAGGAGGGGGCGCAUGAUAUUAUUGUUGUUAAUGAUGAUUUGGAUAAGGCGUAUUUUGUUAUUGAGGAGUGGAUUAAGGCCAACUGGAAUUUGCCUGAAGAAACUGCCGAAACACAAGCUGCAGAGACAAAAGCAGAAGAAACAGCUGCUCCCGCCCCAGUCGCACCAGAUACUCUUUCACCCAUUGGCAGUCCUCAAGCUCGUAGGAAACAUUGUAUCGUGCAAUAA
Molecule: messenger RNA, 702 nt
Organism: Synchytrium microbalum
Lineage: Eukaryota; Fungi; Chytridiomycota; Chytridiomycetes; Synchytriales; Synchytriaceae
Gene: GUK1C
Product: guanylate kinase
Exons: 4
Coding region: 1-702 (233 amino acids)
Biological process (GO): purine nucleotide metabolic process
Cellular component (GO): cytosol
Molecular function (GO): GMP kinase activity
Source: RefSeq, a predicted model, not a curated record